This is a messenger RNA of Cygnus atratus (black swan), 2355 nucleotides long. RefSeq names its product aldehyde dehydrogenase 8 family member A1 (gene ALDH8A1). Gene Ontology annotation, molecular function: retinal dehydrogenase (NAD+) activity. Gene Ontology annotation, biological process: retinoic acid metabolic process. Bases 54 to 1517 code for a protein of 487 amino acids. The record is from RefSeq and is a predicted model, not a curated record. The transcript has 7 exons. Lineage: Eukaryota; Metazoa; Chordata; Aves; Anseriformes; Anatidae.
AUCUAAAUUGACACCUCUUAGGAAAAAAUCGCUGAUGAAGCAAGCAGCUAACAAUGGCUCACUCAAAGGCUCUCUUAGUGCUGGAAAACUUUAUAGCUGGCAAAUUUGUUCCUUGUUCCUCCUACAUAGACUCCUAUAAUCCAUCCACGGGAGAUGUCUAUUGCAGGGUGCCAGACAGUGGCAAGGAAGAGGUGGAAGCUGCUGUCAGAGCUGCCAAAGAUGCCUUCCCAGUUUGGUCCUCAAAAAGUCCAUUGGAAAGAUCUCAGAUCAUGAACAAAUUGGCAGACCUGAUUGAACAUGACCUGGAAGAAUUUGCCCAAGCAGAGUCAAAGGACCAGGGAAAAACUAUUAUGUUUGCUAGAACGGUGGACAUCCCCCGGGCCGUGUACAACCUCCGGUUCUUUGCCUCAUCUAUCCUCCAUCACACCACAGAGUGCACCGAGAUGGCAAGCCUGGGCUGCGUGCAUUACACCUCACGGGAGCCAGUGGGAGUUGCUGGUUUAAUCAGCCCUUGGAAUUUGCCACUGUAUUUGUUGACCUGGAAAAUAGCUCCUGCCAUUGCAUGUGGAAAUACUGUAGUUGCCAAACCAAGUGAGAUGACAUCUGUUACAGCUUGGAUGAUGUGCAAACUCUUGGAGAAAGCAGGGAUGCCCCACGGGGUAGUGAACGUGGUGUUUGGAACGGGCGCCAAGGCGGGAGAAGCCCUCGUCUGCCAUCCCGACAUCCCCCUCAUCUCCUUCACGGGAAGCACACUCACAGCCCAGCGGAUCACGGAGAAGAGCGCCCCACACUGCAAAAAGCUUUCUCUGGAGCUGGGAGGCAAAAACCCUGCAAUUGUCUUUGAUGAUGCCGACUUGAGCCAAUGCAUCCCCACAACCCUGCGGUCCAGCUUCGCCAACCAGGGUGAGAUCUGUCUCUGCACCUCCAGGAUCUUUGUUCAGAGGGGUAUAUACAGUGAGUUUGUGAAGAGGUUUGUAGCAGAGGCCAAGAAGUGGAAGGUUGGGAGCCCCUCAGAUCCUACAGUCGACAUGGGAGCACUAAUAAGUAAAGAGCAUCUAGAAAAGGUAAGGAGCUAUGUGAAGAAAGCUCAGGCCGAAGGGGCUAGAAUCCUCUGUGGAGAGGGAGUGGAUUCCUUGGAUCUCCCAGCAGGCAACCAGAAAGGCUAUUUCAUGUUGCCCACCAUUAUUACAGAAGUCAAGGAUGAAUCUUGUUGCAUGCAAGAAGAGAUCUUUGGUCCUGUGACAUGUGUGGUAGCAUUUGAUACAGAAGAGGAAGUGGUUGAAAGAGCCAAUGGUGUGAAAUAUGGCCUUGCAGCUACUGUGUGGUCCAGCAAUGUAGGACGUGUUCAUCGGGUGGCACGAAGGCUACAGUCCGGAUUGGUGUGGACCAACUGCUGGCUUGUUAGAGACCUGAACUUGCCGUUUGGUGGGAUGAAAGCCUCAGGUAUAGGAAGGGAGGGAGCAAAAGAUUCCUAUGAAUUCUUCACUGAGGUCAAAACCAUCACAAUAAAGCACUGAUGUAUGUCAAUGGAAGAAUUUUAAGGUAAAAUACAUGACAGUAAUUAGUGUUACCUUAAAUGGUUUUCUGGAAUACAGACUGCUGUUGUGGCCAUCUUUUUCUUGAAAUUUGUUCAAGAAACAUCAAUGACAGCUGAAAAUAACCACCCCAAAUGGUAAUGUUGAACGUGGUCUUUCAUGAUAGGUGAGAUGAUUGGUGUGGACUCCACAAUCAACCCAUCCUAAAACAGAUUGCUUGGUUAUCUUACUGAACUUAAAGUAAGAUUUUUUUUUUUUUUUAGAGUAACCAUGUCUCAGAAAUCUUUCCCUCUAAGGCAGACUGAAGAAAAAUGAUCUGUAACUGUACCUGUGUCUGGUGAAUUACAUUGAGGGACAAAGAGACAAGUACAUUGUGAGGUUGCUAUUGUAAUGAGAAUGAGCCCAUUUCCACUAUAAAUAGUACAUUCCACGUACCAAUCCAUUUUACACUUCACUGAUGUCAGACAAGGAUUAAUGCUAUAGCACACUGAAUGCCUGAGGCAGUACCUUUAAUCUAUUAAGUGGUAUGAAAUCAUGGGGUCAUGAUAUUCUCAUGAUAUACAGAGGCAAUAAACUUUUUAAUUAUAACCUGUUUUACAUUACAUUGUUGAAGCAUCAUAAUACUUGUUCUCUAACUGUUCUGAAAUUACAGCUUUUUGUCAGUUCUCGGUCUCAGUGGUGAUGUUUUUCACAUCCCUGAACACUGAUUCGUCUAGAACGGACAGCGUAAUUCUUCAUUAGUAGAGGCUGGAAGUGACUUCUGUGAACCAGCUGUUGGAAAUAUUUGUCACAAAUACAUAAAACCACUGGAAAAUUUCCC